AUGGUCCUUCAGAAGCCCAGUGGUACCCAUGUCCUGUGGGUGGCUCUUGUAGUGUGCUGUUUGUUGGAGAUGAGUUCUUGUCUGGAGUUUUCCGGAGCUGAGGGCCAGUGGGCCAGGUUCCCCGUGUGGAACGCCUGCUGUGAGAGUGAGAUGAGCUUCAACAUGAAAACCAAGAGCUCCCAGGGGCUCCUAGUGUACUUCGAUGACGAUGGAUUCUGUGACUUUUUAGAGCUGCUCAUAAUCAACGGUAAACUCAGCCUUCGCUUCUCCAUCUUCUGUGCUGAGCCCGCCUCCAUCCUGUCUGACAUCGCGAUCAACGACAGCCAGUGGCACAGCGUGACAAUACGGAGAAACUUUAAGAACACCACUCUGGUCGUGGACAGUGAGGUGAAGUGGGUGGAGGUGAGGUCCAAGAGGAGGGACAUGACCGUCUUCAGUCACCUGUUUGUUGGGGGGAUACCUCCGGAGUUACGCUCGGUUGCCCUGAGGCUCACGUCUGUGGUGGUGAAGGACCAGCCCCCGUUCACUGGGUGGAUAACCAACAUCACAGUGAACGGCACCGAGGCCGUGCUAGUCAACAGUGAAGGGGUCCUGCAGGAUGUGUGUGGUACUGCUAACAUGUGCUUAAAUGGAGGAGUGUGCAGCCUGAUCAACGAUGAACCCACCUGUGACUGCUCCCACACCGGCUACCAGGGCAAGGACUGCAGUGAAGAAGACGACCCAAAUGAAGGUCUGGCACACCUGAUGAUGGGCGACCAAGUUGGUUCAUUGCUUUUCUCAGAAGGAGGUCAGGGGAGAGAGGGAGAGCCAGGGGACUUACAUCCUACAACUGGUAAAGAAGAGUACGUCACCACCUUCAAAGGAUCCGAGUUCUUCUGCUACGACUUGUCCUUGAACCCCAUUCAAAGCAGCAGUGACGAAAUUACGCUGUCCUUCAAAACCCUGCAGAGGAACGGACUCAUGCUCCACACUGGCAAAUCGGCCGAUUACGUCAACCUGGCCCUGAAAAACGGAGCCGUGUCUCUCGUCAUUAAUUUGGGUUCUGGGGCCUUUGAAGCGCUGGUGGAGCCGGUCGCUGGGAAAUUUAAUGACAAUGAUUGGCAUGAUGUGAAAGUAACAAGGAAUCUCCGUCAGCACUCAGGCAUUGGACACGCUAUGGUAAACAAACUACAUUGUUCGGUAACGAUAUCCGUGGAUGGGAUUCUGACCACCACCGGAUACACUCAGGAAGACUACACCAUGUUAGGCUCCGAUGACUUCUUCUACGUUGGAGGCAGCCCAAGUACCGCUGACCUGCCUGGAUCUCCGGUCAGCAAUAACUUCAUGGGCUGCCUUAAGGAGGUUGUGUACAAAAACAACGACGUGAGGCUGGAGCUGUCCCGACUGGCCAAACAGGGUGAUCCUAAAAUGAAAAUCCAUGGCACUGUCGCUUUUAAAUGUGAGAACGUGGCCACCCUGGACCCCAUCACCUUUGAGACCCCCGAGUCUUACGUCAUCCUCAACAAGUGGAACGCCAAGAAGACCGGCUCCAUCUCCUUUGACUUCAGGACCACCGAGCCCAACGGACUGCUCCUCUUCAGCCAUGGAAAACCCAAACAGCCCCCAAAGGACUCCACACCAGUCAACCCCCAGUCUCUCAAAGUGGACUUCUUUGCCAUUGAGAUGUUGGAUGGACACUUGUAUCUUUUGCUGGACAUGGGCUCAGGAACUACCAAGACUAGAGCGGUCAACAAGAAGGUCAACGACGGAGAGUGGUACCAUGUGGACUUCCAGCGAGACGGCAGAUCAGGUACGAUCUCCAUCAACACACUGCGGACAGCCUACACUGCCCCUGGGGAGAGUGAGAUUCUGGACUUGGAUGAUAACCUGUACUUGGGCGGGCUGCCUGAGAACAAAAUGGGCCUGGUGUUUCCUACAGAGGUGUGGACUGCUUUGCUAAACUACGGCUACGUGGGCUGUAUAAGGGACCUGUUCAUCGACGGACAGAGUAAGGACAUCCGCCGCCUGGCCGAGGUACAGAAGGCCGCAGGGGUCAAACCAUCUUGCUCCAAAGAGCCCAUGAAACAGUGUCUGAGUAACCCCUGUCAGAACAACGGCAUCUGCAGAGAGGGCUGGAACCGCUACGUGUGCGACUGCUCUGGGACGGGCUACCUAGGCCGCUCCUGUGAGAGAGAGGCAACCAUCUUGAGCUACGAUGGCAGUAAGUUCAUGAAGGUGCAGCUGCCCGUGGUCAUGCACACGGAGGCAGAAGACGUCUCCCUGCGUUUCCGAUCACAGAGGGCGUACGGCAUCCUCAUCGCCACCACGUCCAGGGACUCUGCCGACACCCUGCGCCUGGAGCUGGAGAGCGGACGAGUGCGACUGACCGUUAACUUAGAUUGUAUCAGGAUUAACUGUACCUCCAGCAAAGGUCCAGAGACUAUAUUUGCGGGUCAGAAUUUGAACGAUAAUGAGUGGCACACGGUGAGAGUGUUCAGGAGGGGCAAGAGUCUCAAACUGACCGUGGACGACCUGCCGCCUGUGGAAGGUCAGAUGGCGGGUGACCACACUCAGCUGGAGUUCCACAACAUAGAGACGGGCAUAGUCACAGAGAAGCGCUUUAUGUCCAUGAAUGUUCCCUCCAACUACAUUGGCCACAUCCAGAGCCUCUCCUUCAAUGGCAUGGCCUACAUCGACCUGUGCAAAAAUGGUGAUAUAGAUUACUGUGAGCUCAACGCCAUGAUCGGCUACAAGAACAUCAUCGCAGACCCCAUCACCUUCAAGUCCCGCUCCAGUUAUGUGACGCUGUCCACACUGCAGGCCUACUACUCCAUGCACCUGUUCUUCCAGUUCAAAACCACCUCAUCUGACGGGCUCAUCCUGUACAACAGUGGGGACGGCAAUGACUUCAUAGUGGUGGAGCUUGUCAAAGGGUACCUCCACUAUGUAUCUGACCUGGGGAAUGGAGCUCACCUCAUCAAAGGCAACUCCAACAAACCUCUGAAUGAUAAUCACUGGCACAACGUGAUCAUCUCCAGAGACACCAACAAUCUGCACAUGGUCAAGAUCGACACCAAGAUCACCACUCAGACCACCACAGGGGCCAAAAACCUCGAUCUGAAAGGAAACCUUUACAUUGGCGGCGUGUCCAAAGAGAUGUACAAAGAGCUGCCCAAACUGGUGCACGCGAAGGAGGGCUUCCAGGGCUGCCUGGCCUCAGUGGACCUGAACGGACGCCUCCCAGACCUCAUGUCCGACGCACUGGACUGUGUGGGCCAGAUAGAGAGGGGCUGUGAAGGUCCGAGCACCACGUGUCAGGAGGACUCUUGUGCUAACCAGGGCGUGUGUCUGCAGCAGUGGGAGGGCUUCAGCUGUGACUGCAGCAUGACCACCUUCGGAGGGCCCCUCUGCAACGACGCGGGAACCACAUACAUAUUUGGGCGCGAUGGAGGACUCAUCACAUACACCUGGCCUCCGAAUGACCGCCCCAGCACCCGGGCCGACCGCCUCGCCAUCGGCUUCAGCACCCACCUCAAAGACGCCGUCCUGGUGCGAGUGGACAGCUCCUCUGGUCUCGGAGACUUCCUCAAGCUUCACAUUGAAAGGGGGAACAUCGCCGUUGUAUUUAACGUGGGCACAGACGACAUAAACAUAGAGGAGACGUCUAAGUUUGUAAAUGAUGGAAAGUACCAUAUAGUGAAGUUUACCAGGAGUGGUGGUAAUGCCACUCUGCAGGUGGAUGACCUGCCAGUCAUAGAGCGCUACCCCACAGGCAACAAUGAUAACGAACGCCUGGCGAUUGCUAGACAGCGAAUCCCAUAUCGACUUGGUCGAGUAGUUGACGAAUGGCUACUCGACAAAGGGCGCCAACUUACCAUCUUCAACAGUCAGACCACUAUUCAGAUCGGAGGCUGGGAGCGUGACCGCAGCAGAUCCUUCCAGGGCCAGCUCUCAGGUCUCUACUACAACGGUCUGAAGGUCUUCAACAUGGCCGCCGAAGGAGACCCCAACAUUAAGAUCCAGGGCAGUGUGCGGCUAGUGGGAGAGUCUCCCUCCUCCAUCACUCCUCAGUCCAGCACCACGGCCAACCGCUCCGAGACCUCCACAUCCAUCAUGGAGAUCACCACAACGACUGCAUCUAGCCGUAGAGUCAAGCAGACCACGCCCCGGGACAGCACUUGCAAAACAACAGAUGACCUGUUGGUGGCAUCCGCAGAGUGUCCCAGUGACGAUGAGGACAUAGAUCCGUGUGAGCCGAGCUCAGCCAAUCCCACUGGUGGCAGUCCUAAAGGUUUCCCCGGGUCGGCGGAGGUCUUCAGGGAGUCGAGCAGCACGACAGGGAUGGUGGUGGGCAUCGUAGCAGCUGCCGCCCUCUGCAUCCUCAUCCUUUUAUACGCCAUGUACAAAUACCGCAACAGGGACGAAGGCUCUUACCACGUGGACGAGAGCCGAAACUACAUCAGCAACUCGGCGCAGUCCAACGGCACUGUCGUCAAGGAAAAACCUGUCAACACCGCAAAAACGUCGGGCAAGAACAAGAAAAAUAAAGAUAAGGAGUACUAUGUGUGA
Boleophthalmus pectinirostris (great blue-spotted mudskipper) is the source of this 4548-nucleotide messenger RNA. RefSeq names its product neurexin-1a. Bases 1 to 4548 code for a protein of 1515 amino acids. Lineage: Eukaryota; Metazoa; Chordata; Actinopteri; Gobiiformes; Gobiidae. The transcript has 25 exons. The record is from RefSeq and is a predicted model, not a curated record.